Molecule: messenger RNA, 1452 nt
Organism: Linnemannia hyalina
Lineage: Eukaryota; Fungi; Mortierellomycota; Mortierellomycetes; Mortierellales; Mortierellaceae
Source: the annotation of a GenBank genome assembly
AUGCCUCCUGUCCCUGCUCUCGGUCGACCACUGGCCAUCAUCAUCGGAUGUGCCCUCGCCUUCCAACUCUACCUCUUCUUCUCAAGCAACUCAUCCUCAAAUGACUACCGACCAGAGGAUCUCGACCCCACCCCGGGCUCAUCCGACCCUGCUUCAUCACGAUGGGACGACCCCGGUAGGAACCGUCACCCCACAGUACCGCUGACCCUCAAGGACUUUAGCGCCCUCGACACCCUCGCCGAUACCAUCGUCAAAGCCGAGGCCUACAGAGUCUUUGAGGACAAGUCUGCAAAAAAAAUUCAUGGAUCCGUCAUCAAGGGCGACGCUGCGGUGGUCCAAAAGGUCCGGGAUCAGAUCCGUUGCUGGACAACCUAUGGCUCCUGGCAGAGACAGGAUCAGGAGUUCACCCCUCUCAAUCACUUGGGCGACUCUCGUUUCGCCAAAUGUGACAAAACCUUCAUGAAGGCGCUAGAUCGGGAAGGCAAUGGGCAUUACCUCGGCGAGUUUGAUCAUACACACGACCGUUUUAUGGUCCGAGAGGCAGUCAAGUACAGGUGGGUCCCUGAUAUGGCCAAGUGUGGACCUGGACCUGGAACAAUGGGAUUGCAGGACGAGAGAGCCGUCUACGAAGCCUUUACUAAGCCAAAGUUCUGUGAGGUCAUGGAUGAGCGCAACUUCUUGGUCGUGGGAGAUGUCACUCAGUACCAGCUUCAUGAUGUGAUUGCCUCAGCCUUUAAGAGUUCCUUUGUCUGCUACGGAGAGCUCGGUUGUCUUCACCAUUCGUCGCAUGGACUAUGCAACGGCGUCGCCCUCAAGUACGCCAGAAACGAUUUGCUGUCGGUCCCUUGGGCUGUUAACCCUGAGGAUGAAGAGUUUCCUAGCGCCUCGACUGUUGAACAGGCCUGGGCAACGCCAGACAUGUUGCUGAAGUACAAGAUCUUGGUCCUUAACCGCGGAUUGAUCUGGAGACCAGAUGAGGUGUUUAUGUCUGAGCUGGUCUUUACGAUGAAGCACCUCUGGAAGUACUACCCCGACACCAUGGUCAUCUACCGCGCAACCCACCCAAUCUCGGCUAACUGCUCCCAGUUCAAGAACCACGGGGAGGACGAGGCUGUUGCCAACAAGGAUGGUGACUCGGAUGCAGAGGGAAUUACUAUCCAGAAGCCACUCCAGACGGCGCCUAAGAGACAGGAGGCAGCUGCUGGUGAAAAGCAAGAGUUCCGCCCAACGCUGGCCGAUAUCCAGCGUCAAAACAGGAUCGCCAGGGUGAUUGUUGAGGCAGCAGGUGGAAUCUAUCUGGACACGGAGAACAUGUUUGCGCUGAGACCCGAUGGUCGCAUGGGCGAUGGCGACUGUGCUCGUUUCUGUGCUCCCGGACCCUUGGAUGCCUAUGGCGACCUGCUCUAUAAUACCAUUCGUCUCCUCCGAGACAAGUCUGUCAACGCCGUCUAG